Molecule: messenger RNA, 1580 nt
Organism: Drosophila novamexicana
Lineage: Eukaryota; Metazoa; Arthropoda; Insecta; Diptera; Drosophilidae
Gene: Cyp304a1
Product: probable cytochrome P450 304a1
Exons: 4
Coding region: 14-1549 (511 amino acids)
Molecular function (GO): iron ion binding; oxidoreductase activity, acting on paired donors, with incorporation or reduction of molecular oxygen; monooxygenase activity
Source: RefSeq, a predicted model, not a curated record
GAACGCGUGCAAAAUGUUAACUGCUCUCUUGCUGGUAUUGUGCUCGAUUAUAUUUCUAUAUCUGUCUUAUAAAUAUGCAGUCGGUCGUCCUUCAGGCUUUCCACCCGGUCCUCCGCGACUGCCUAUUUUUGGAAGCUAUCUUUUUAUGCUGCUGAUCGAUUACAAAUAUCUACACAAGGCUGCCUUAAUACUUAGCAAGUGGUACAAAUCGGACAUUAUUGGUCUUUUUGUCGGCAGUUUUCCCGUGGCCGUGGUGCACAGCGGAGAAGGUGUGCGCGAAAUAUUAAACAAUCAGGCCUACGAUGGACGACCUCCCCUCUUUCUGAGCAAAAUGCGUGAUCCCGGCGAUUGUGUGCGAGGCAUAUUCUUUCAGGAAGGAAUACUCUGGAAAGAACAGCGACGCUUUAUCUUACGUUAUCUGCGUGACUUCGGUUUCGGUCGUCGUUUCGAUCAGUUGGAGCUAAUCAUUAAGGAGGAAAUAACCGACAUGCUGGACAUGAUACGCAACGGUCCGCGCUAUGAGCACGAGCAUCAUCUGGUCAAGCCGGGCGGUUAUCGGGUGCAGUUGCCAUUGCUCUUUAAUCCCUUCUCGGCCAAUAGUCACUUUCACAUUGUCUACAACGAGCGCCUGGCCCGGUCUGAAAUGGCCAAGUUAGUGAAGCUUGUUCAGUUGGGCUUACAGUUCCAGCGCAAUGCGGACGACUACGGCAGAUUGUUGAGCAUAAUACCCUGGAUACGAUACAUCUGGCCGGAGGCGAGCGGCUAUAACAAACUGAAUGAGGCCAAUUUAUAUGUACGUGCCUACUUUUCGGAAUUCGUGGAUCGUCACAUCGAUAGCUACGAUGAAUGUAGCGAGCGCAACUUUCUGGAUCUCUAUAUAGCCGAGAUGAAAAAGGGCCUGCCCGAAGAAUAUGGCUUUAAUCGGGAGCAAUUCAUCAUGGGCCUCGUCGACUUCUCAUUUCCCGCCUUCACGGCAGUUGGUUCCCAAUUGUCACUGAUUGUCCAGUACAUGAUGCUCUAUCCCGAGGUCGCGAAACGCGUACAACGCGAGAUCGAUGAAGUGGUGGGCAGCGGACGUUUGCCCACGCUGGAGGAUCGCAAGCAUAUGCCAUAUACGGAGGCGACAAUACGUGAAAAUCUACGCAUUGAGACAUUGGUGCCAUCGAAUGUGCCACACAAAACACUGAACGACACCGAACUUAUGGGCUAUCGCAUACCUAAAGGCACUGUUAUCAUACCCAGUCUGUACGCCUAUCACAUGGACAAACGCAUUUGGUCGGAUCCCGAAAAGUUUCGGCCCGAACGCUUUCUGGACAAUCAGGGCCAAUUGUGUCUCAAGCUGGACGUAUCCCUGCCCUUUGGCGCCGGCAAGCGUCUGUGUGCCGGCGAGACCUUUGCACGGAACAUGCUCUUCUUGAUGACCACAGCCAUGCUGCAGAACUUCGACUACACCCUGGCGCCGGGCGACACACUACCAGAUCUAAGCAAGAAUAACAGUGGCUUAAUUAUAACUCCCCCAGAUUUUUGGGUGCAGCUAAAAGAACGUUAGGUUCUUCUAUUUAAAAUAUAUUUGAUUUGAA